Messenger RNA from Conger conger (European conger), 487 nucleotides. It is a transcript of the gene pfdn1, whose product is annotated as prefoldin subunit 1. The record is from RefSeq and is a predicted model, not a curated record. Gene Ontology annotation, cellular component: cytoplasm; prefoldin complex. Lineage: Eukaryota; Metazoa; Chordata; Actinopteri; Anguilliformes; Congridae. Bases 86 to 454 code for a protein of 122 amino acids. The transcript is spliced from 4 exons. Gene Ontology annotation, molecular function: protein folding chaperone. Gene Ontology annotation, biological process: protein folding.
CUGCCUGAGCAUACGAGCUUCGUCCAAACCACACACCCAAUCUGCCCAUGCCACUGCGCAUGCUCAUACCCAGUCAUUUUCUAAGAUGGCGGCCCCCAUAGAUCUAGAAUUGAAGAAGGCCUUCGGCGAGCUGCAGGUGAAGAUGAUCGAUACGCAGCAGAAGGUGAAGCUGGCCGAUCUGCAGAUCGAGCAGCUCAGCCGUGUGAAGAAGCACGCCAACCUGACCAACGCAGAGAUCACCACGCUGCCCAACACCACGCGCAUGUACGAGGGCGUCGGUCGAAUGUUCAUCCUCCAGUCUAAAGAUGUCAUCAAUCGGCAGUUGGUGGAGAAACAGAAGACUGCUGAUGAGAAGAUCAAAGAACUCGAGCAAAAGAAGACGUAUCUGGAGCGCAGCGUGAAGGAUGCAGAGGACAACAUCAGAGAAAUGCUCAUGUCCAGGAGGGCCCAGUGAAAACACACACACACACACACACACACAAACUUA